UUCUUUUGUUAUAAAAUGUCGGGGUUGUUCGGAAUAAGUUCGUGAAAAAUCGUGAGUUCUUUAAUCAAUCCCUCGUCCCAGUCUCCCACGAGUUUACGGUCAACAAAAUGGCGGGCAAAGAGUAAAGAUUAAAAAAACGAUCAAAAACUUGCAAAAUAUCACUAAUAAGUCAAGCUUCAAGCAUCUAAAUCGAGUGCUUAGUAUUCUGAAUCUUAAAAGAGAUCGUAGUCAUGUUCAUAGCGAGAGAAAUAUCAGCAGGACACAAGGAUUUGAUCCACGAUGUGUCAUAUGACUUCCAUGGAAGGCGCAUGGCUACUUGUUCAAGUGAUCAAAGUGUGAAAGUUUGGGAUCUUGGUGAAGAUGGCGAGUGGAAAUGCACGGGAAACUGGAAGACUCACUCUGGUUCAGUGUGGAAAGUCACCUGGGCACACCCUGAGUUUGGUCAGGUUCUCGCAUCCUGUUCCUUUGACAGAACUGUAGCCAUCUGGGAAGAACAAGUUGUUGGGUCAAAUCAUACCUUGACACAUGGACAAAGUCAUUGGGUAAAGCGUGCAUCUCUUGUGGACAGUCGGACGUCAGUGACAGAUGUCAAAUUUGCUCCCCAUCACCUGGGAUUACAACUGGCAACAUGUUCCAAAGAUGGGACUGUGAGGAUAUAUGAAGCACCAGACAUCAUGAAUCUAAGCCAGUGGUCACUACAGCAUGAGAUCCAGUGUAAACUCAGCUGCAGUUGUGUUUCUUGGAACCUAUCAAGGAAUCAUGCUUCUAUGUUAGCUGUUGGUAGUGAUGACACUAAUCCUAGCGCAGGAGGAAAGGUUCAGAUACAUGAAUACUAUGAUAACGACAGGAAAUGGCAAAGAGUGGAGACGCUAAUGGCUAUUACUGAUGCCGUCCACGAUGUUGCAUUCUCACCAAACCUAGGAAGGUCAUAUCAUCUUCUAGCCAUUGCAUCAAAGGAUGUUAGGAUCAUGAAACUGAUGCCAACUGGUUCAGAUCAAGGAGUUUCUAAUUUAGGAGGUGGUUUUGCUAAACUAGAUAUUAGUCUUGUUGCACAGUUCAGUGACCAUGAAUCACAGGUCUGGAGGGUAGAGUGGAACGUCACUGGUACAAUCUUGGCGUCAUCAGGUGACGAUGGGUGUGUCAGGCUAUGGAAAGCCAACUACUUGGAUAACUGGAAAUGCAUAUCUGUAUUAAAGGGUGACGGCACACCGGUACCAAUGCCGAGCCUUGGGGGAAACCAACAGGAUAUCCCAAGUGCACAAAACAAUAUGAUGACUAGACAGAUGACGAAGUCUCAGAUGCAGACAACAUGGUAUUCGUGAUUAUAGACACGAAAAUAAUACUGUAUACAAGCAAUGUAAAUGAUUUAAAGAAUGGUAAAUAAGAAGACCAACAACUUGCGAGAACGCACUAUGAAUCGUUCGCGUACGGAGCCAGCGUGCGCUUGAAACAGUUUUUCUUUCAAACUUACUGGUUUUUUCCCUUUGUAGUAAAAGACAAAUUUCCAAUGGUUGAGCGUCGUAUAUCCUCUUAUUUACCACGAUAUGACUUCUAAACCGUCGGAAAUUCAUGAUCAUGGUCAAUGGUUAAACAUAGGUUUUUACAACAACAACAAUAACUGCAACAGAAAACAACAUCAGUAAGGACAAGAGAAAAUGUACUAGCUUAUUUUCUCUUGAAUAGAAGAGCAACAACUACAGCGAUAACAAUAACAAAAAACAACAAAGCCGCAUUAGCAACAAGAAACCGAAUGUACGAAUUUUCGCGCAACAUUGUUGCGCUAAAAAUUGCGUGCGCGGCCACGCAAACCGAUGGCAACAUUGUUGUGAGUUUUGAAGGUCGUUCAAAAACUUGCAACAUUUUGCUGCAACAAAAAAUCGUUCAAAAUAGUAACCGCGCGUCUUCUUACACGAAGACAACUUUAAACGUAAUACUAAUGCGCUAAAAAUCUCCGUUGCAAAUCGUCUCGUGUAAUACGACCUAGUUUGAGGCUCUAAUGCACGAGGAAAUUAAGGUGGUUAUGCUUUGUUGUGCUUGAUGUUAGUGAUUGAUGAAUUAGCAAUAAAACUACCGUCAGUAUUA
Actinia tenebrosa (Australian red waratah sea anemone) is the source of this 2082-nucleotide messenger RNA. RefSeq names its product nucleoporin SEH1. The record is from RefSeq and is a predicted model, not a curated record. Gene Ontology annotation, molecular function: structural molecule activity; protein binding. Gene Ontology annotation, biological process: cellular response to amino acid starvation; positive regulation of TORC1 signaling. NCBI's taxonomy places the organism in Eukaryota, Metazoa, Cnidaria, Anthozoa, Actiniaria, Actiniidae. Gene Ontology annotation, cellular component: Seh1-associated complex; nuclear pore outer ring.